Messenger RNA from Schistosoma turkestanicum, 984 nucleotides. The record is from the annotation of a GenBank genome assembly. Lineage: Eukaryota; Metazoa; Platyhelminthes; Trematoda; Strigeidida; Schistosomatidae.
AUGGAUAAUCGUAUUCCGAAUAAUAUGUAUGAUAGAAUUAUGGUUCCUCCAGGAAUGCAUUCAACACGAGAGAUUGAUGCAUCCGAUUUACAUAGAAUAAAUCCAUUUCAACCAAAUAAUAAUUCAUUUUUAUAUCAAGAGAUUCUCAAUUCAAAUACAUCAACAUCAUCAUCAUCGUCCUCAUUAAUAACCGGUUUAUCCAGACCAACAUUAGAGAAUAAUAUAUUAGAUUCUAUGAAUUCGUCUAAAACAUUAUAUGAUAAUAAUUCGUUCAAUCAUAAACCUACAUUAAAUCAAUAUUUAGAACAAUCAACAAAUUUAUUACCAUUUAUGUAUCCUAAUACAUCUACUGAUAAUAUGAUGUAUCAUUAUAAUACACAUCAAGAAUGUCUAUCCUCACCAAAAUAUCAUUUUAAUCAUUCCGAUAUGAUUAAUUCAUCUUUUACAUCAUCCACAUUAUCGCCAUCCUCAUCUUCGACAUCAAUAUCACCAUCAUUAGCAUCUAAAAGAUUUCGAAAUAAUUUAACACGUUCAACACCAAAUUGGACUUGUCUAUGCUCACAUCAAUUAGAUGAAAUGAAUGAAUAUAGAAAAAUACCAAUGAAAUUGAAUGUUAUGAAACAUUACACUAAUGAAAGUAAUAAUCUUAGACAGAAUGAAAUCAAUUUGAAACGAAUUCAUCGAACACAUGAACAUCAUAUAAGAUCAAAUGAUAAUAAUUUAAUAAAUUUAUCAGCAUCAUCAUUAUCAUCAUCAUCGUCAACAUCAUCUCCAUCAUCAACCUCAUUUGAGUGUGCUAGAAGUUUUAUUCGACUGCGUAAUGCACGUGAACGUGAACGUGUUCGUUGUGUGAAUGCUGGUUAUGAAUCAUUAAGACGUCAUUUACCAUUAACAAUAUUACCUGAUAGAAGAUUAGCUAAAGUUGAAAUAUUACGUGGUGCAAUUCAUUAUAUUAAUACAUUGAAAGAAUUACUUGAAAAAUAA